UCCAGCAACCCGCGAGGUCGACGAGGUCGACACUAUGCCAGGAGCAGCCGUGAAGAAGUGGCUCCAUGAUUCGAAGCUCAUCAUUGCGCUCGUCUUCCUUGUGCUCACUCGAUGUGUUGACCGUGUCUACAACACGCGCAUCACGUACAACUACUCGCAAUACUUGUGGUAUUUUUCCAACAUUAUCAAUCCCGUGGCAUUUCUAUUCUUUUGCUGGCCCGUCGUGUGGUACAAGCUCUACUACACAAAUGAUAUCUCGCCCGCAAUGAGGGCUGUCCCGCACUACAAGUUUAUAAUCAUGUCGUUCUUGGACAUGGCCGCAUGUUUGCUCAGUACUGUCCCUAUUCCGCACAUUGGGUACAAAGGCGAUUCGUGAUCGAGUUUAACACGUUGUAUGCUUAGUGGCAACUUGAGCAACGUGUUGGGCCAAGUCAGUCUUCCCAUUACGAUGAUUCUGUCGCGCUGUUUGUUGCAAACGCAGUACAAGCGUGCACACGUUGUUGGCGCCAUCUUGGUUCUGUAUGGAGCCUUUGUGUGUAUGAUUCCAAUCUUUCGCGGUGAAGUCGCCCUCAACAGCCCCGACCCGUCGGCUCUGUGGAUCCUACUCUACAUUGUGUCGUGCAUCCCAUCUGCCGGGGCUAAUGUGUACAAGGAAAUCGGGAUGAAAGACGUGGAUUUGGACGUGUGGUAUGCCAACGCGUGGAUCAGCUUCUACCAAGUGUUUUGGGGCCUCUUGACUGCCUGGACCAUUCGCUUGCCUGCGUUUUCGGAUCCGCCGGUCGCGUGGAGCGACUUUCCUUCGUACGUGGCGUCGGCGCACAACUGCUUCUUCGGCAACCCCACCACGUUCAACGGUGUCACGUCGACUUGCGGCGGCGACAUUUUCACCACAUACAUUCAGUACAUUGUGUUCAACAUCGUUUUCAACUUGCUGAUGAUGUACGUGUUCCGAGAAGGCAGCUCGGUGCUAUUUGUGAUCUCGUCGGCGGUGUGCCUGCCCCUCACCGAUAUCCUGUACAUGGUGCCUGUGUUGGCUGGUCCGUUGGCAGCCCAAAAGUUUACCAUUUUCGAUGGAUUUGCCCUCUUCGUCAUCAUCGUUGGGAUGGUUGUGUAUCACUCGGAAAAGGAAGAGCAAGGCGUGGGAAAGGACCGUGUCCUCAAGUCACCGCUGUACGCAUCGCCCAGUGUGCGACGACUAAAGGCGAACGUCCAGUCUCGCCGCAAGAAGCUUACCCCCCGCAUUGCGUCCGCUGGGUAUGGCGCAGUGGCCACUGAAGAUGCCGUGUAGAUAGCGACGACAUAGUUGAACGACGCGGCAUGAAGGGAUGCAAGUGCAUUGUGAUCGUAUUUUGCCUUGAAAUCGGGUUUUAAACGUGUUUCAAACAUGCUGUUGAGGACACAU
Molecule: messenger RNA, 1402 nt
Organism: Aphanomyces invadans
Lineage: Eukaryota; Oomycota; Saprolegniomycetes; Saprolegniales; Verrucalvaceae
Exons: 7
Coding region: 395-1288 (297 amino acids)
Source: RefSeq, a predicted model, not a curated record